AUGGCAAACAAGAAAGAGAAAAAGCAGGCGAAAGAUGAGAAAGUCCAACGCCGCAGAGAGAGCCGUGCCAAACGACGUGGAUCGUCGUCAUCUGAUGAUGAUUCCUCACGCUCGUCUACGGUCAACGGUGCGGUCACCGACGUGACUCAGUGGGACCAAGAGAUAGACCGUCCUCUGAGAGGUAACGUCGACAAGAUAGUCGCUCUUCGUGAAACUUUCCAGAAUCUGUCAGAUUUUGUGGGGGUUUUGUCUCAUCUCAAGCUCAAUGCCGCCAAUGCCGCCGAUGUGUUCAGACCCGAGAUUGAGCUCAAAGCUGAAAAUGAAAGACUGCAACGUACAUUGACUGAGAUACAAAAGGCCGUGGAAACACAGAGGAUACAGGAACUUGAACAAAAAUGUCAAAGUCUAGAGGAUAAUCGAGUGAAAUUGCAGCAACUUCAGCAGGAGGCAGAGGAAGCACGACAACAACUCGACGCAGACAGACAUGCCAUUACUAUUCAAAGGCAGGAGAUGAAGAAUGAGUUGGAGGAAAAGAAAAAGGAACUCCGAUCUGAUUUUUUGAAUCAAUUAGACAAGGAGAAGAGAACCCAUCUGAAGGUUCUUUCUUUGAGCCAAGACUCCGAGAAUAAACUCAAACGACUUAAUGAAAAGCUCAAGGCCGACCAAACCGAAGCAGAGAAGCGAGCAAAGGAUCUCGGAGAAGGCAACGAGACACUGAUGGCGACAAUUAGAGCGCUUCGCUCGGAACUAGAUAAGGAGAAGUCAAGAUUUUCGAUCCAGAGUAAAGGCAUCGAUUACUACCGGGCAGAAUUCACAAAAUUGAACCGCAAGCUGGAGAAGCUCGUCUAUGAUUUCAUCACAGGUCCCCUGAAUGAUGAGCAGAUACGAGCCGUAGAAGCAGACGGUCUGGAAGAACAAGAGAUUUUCAAGUUCGUCCCGACGAGAGACUCCGAUGUGGCUCGAUAUCUAUGGAGACGCGGAGCGCAGGCCUGUAUUACAAAGCAGCUAUGCGAUCGUCUUUGGAAAUCCUACCCUUGUGACUCCGUGCCAGGCCUCGCGGAUCCAGAGAGUUUGAAGAUUGUCUUUGAUACAUUUUCUCAAAAAUACGCCUCAGUCAAUCCCGAGAAGGAAAGUAUGUGGAGGAUUAUGACCCGUGAGAUCUUGGAGAGUUUUUCUACACAGCCGGCAUCAACGCAGAAUCCUUACGAAGAUAUCGUGCUCAGUAUAAGCAGAAUGCUUCGUCCUAUUAUUCAUCCAUCCAAGACAAAGACGUUCGAAUCGAGACUGACCGAAAUAGUCGCAAACGCAACGGUCCUAUGGUCUGCUGCACAAAAGGAUACGUGCAGGAUCUGGGUGUCUGUCAACCCGCCCAACGACGCCGAUGGCGACGGGCAAUGGGAAGCAGGAUCCUUGAAAGGCAUUGAACCCGUUCAGAUCCAAGGGGACAUCUCUAUCAAACACGCUCGUUUCCUUUGUCUGUUUCCCCUCGUCGUAGUGAUGGGUGGUUCCGGAGAUGAAAUUGUCUGUUCGGGACAGGCUCUGUUCUCUGAUUGCGUGGCAUUCGCCCUUGGCCAUCACGAAAAGCAGGAAUCCGCCAGGCUACUUGCUGAGCAGCAGAGGGAAUUGCGAUAUAACCACCGCAAGAACAGUAUGAACUCUCAUUCAACCAUUCCCGCCCAGAGUCGUGCCCAAGAUUUGCCCGGUGGUUGUCCUGAACCAUGA
This is a messenger RNA of Talaromyces marneffei, 1722 nucleotides long. RefSeq lists its product as uncharacterized. The transcript is spliced from 3 exons. The record is from RefSeq and is a predicted model, not a curated record. The coding region runs from base 1 to 1722 and encodes 573 amino acids. NCBI's taxonomy places the organism in Eukaryota, Fungi, Ascomycota, Eurotiomycetes, Eurotiales, Trichocomaceae.